Molecule: messenger RNA, 1449 nt
Organism: Trypanosoma conorhini
Lineage: Eukaryota; Euglenozoa; Kinetoplastea; Trypanosomatida; Trypanosomatidae
Product: putative TPR-repeat protein
Exons: 1
Coding region: 1-1449 (482 amino acids)
Molecular function (GO): protein binding
Source: RefSeq, a predicted model, not a curated record
AUGGAUUACGCCAGCGCCAUUAGACAACAAUCAGAAGAUCUACAGGAUGAAUUGAGGGAAUUAAACCGCUGGGAGGAAGAGGUGCGGCGACGAGAGGAGGCAAACAAAAAGAGAGGGGUGCAUUCGGCAAACAGCGAUGCAGUGCCACCUAUCAGGGGGACCGUGCCCUCACUAAAAGAGGCUGUGUUAAGGUCCGGUGGGAAGGUCUCGGGAGAGGAUCCGGUGAAAAAUGCGAAGGAGACAGGCAAUACCUUUUUUCAGUCCGGAAAAUUUAAGGAAGCCAUUGAGGCAUACACCACAGGAAUUGACCUCGAUCCUGAGGGGACUGUGGCGCAUGUACUGUAUGGAAAUCGGUCACUUUGCUAUUUAAAGCUGGAGCGAUGGGAGGAAGCCGAACGUGACGCCUCCGCUUGUCUUCGACUGAAUCAUAGUAACCCAAAAGGGUACUUUCGUCGGGCCAUGGCGCGAAAGCGGCUUGGGAACUUGAAGGGGGCACGCACCGAUCUUGAGGCUGUUCUUGCGCUUAGUCCAAAUGACGCCAGCGCCACUAGUGAAAUUAAGACAAUAACGCAUAUGCUACAACUUGAGCGAGAGAAAGCUGGUCCUGUCGUGAAGAAGAAGGUCCUUAUUAUGGAAGUCGAUGAUGAUGAUGAUGAAGAGGAAGAAGGGAAGAACACGGAAGAAAAAAGUAAGGAAGAGGCUGACUCUACACAUAAAGGGGGCAGCAAUGGGAAUGACACCUCUGAAACGCAACGAAAAGAAAACAUGCAAAAAGAGAUGCAAGCACUUGAAAUUGCCCGGGAGAAGCAACGCAAACUCAAAGAAGCCAAAGCAAAGGAGGAGGAAGCAAAGUUGAGCCAGAAGCGACGGACAUGUGCACGGGUGGAAGUUAUUGAAGAGGAGCCUGUUGAGGUAAAGGCUGAGGGUUCAGUCUCAGUAGCAAAGAUGGUGGAGGAAAGGGCGACAGCGAAAGACGUUGACCGAGCUGAGUCAAGGGUACCCGCGUCAAAGUCAACUGGGGAGGGACGUGAACCGCGGAACCUCGCCCCACGCACCGUGAGGACGUCGUCCAGGCUCUCGAAGGAGACGCUAAAGGCACCAAAGUCCUUUACAGAGUUUGAACGGGUCUUUACGGAUAUCAGAGGUAAUGAGGAACUCUGCUGCUAUUACCUUUCUUUGAUUCCUCCGGCAAAUCUUCGCACCUUAUUUGGAAACAAUAUGACACCAGAUAUUCUUCUUGGGCUAUUGUCUACUGUGAAACAGCUCCCAGGCAAUGUUGCACUUGCCUUUCUUCAAGGAUUAUGCACGGUUAAACGGGUCGAGGAUAUCGCGCUUUUCUUUGACAGUUCGGAAAAGAGAGUGGUUGAGGAGGUCCUCGACGUGGUUCGCUCUUGUGGCGCCUCUGAAAAGGACAUGAGUCUAUUUCGGGAACGCCUACGGGUGAUGUAA